ACAAGCUUUGUUUUGGACUUAGUCUUUCAGCCACUCAGUCUGUAAGUGUGCUCGCUUUUUGUUGCCCUUAAAUAAAUCUCUGAACUGCACCUGCUAGCCUUCGUGUCCUGCGUUUGGGUCCUCCAACCUGCUCAACCCUGCCUUCACCUCAAAACCGUGACAGAAUGACCCAACCAAAGAUGGACCCAGCGGACAUCGUAAGACUGUCUUGCACCUGGGAGGCAUUAGGAGUGCCUAAAGAGGAGCUAGUGGAGGAGGAAUCCCAGUUUUUUGAACUGCUGUCUGUCAUGUGGAGGACCGACCCAGAGAUGGCUCUGCUCGUGGCAUCCUCCAGGUGGAGAAAGACAUUUGUUUUUGAGACUGUUUCCAAGUUGUGUUCCGCACCCCCCCAGUGUGUGAAAGCUAGCGCUGCUAGCCGCCAGCCUGAUCCGCCAGUCUCCUGCUCGGCUUGCGCUGCUAGUCCUCAGCCUGUCCCCUGUGCUGCUAGCUCCAGGCUGUCUGUUCCCCAGCCUGUUAAACCCCUAAGGACUUGUUCCAGGCCUGCUAGCUGCAGGGUGGGAGGCUUCUUCCUCUCCCGGCCUUCUAGCACCCAGCCUGCUAGUCGCCCGCCUGAUUCCCUCCCGGCUAGCGCUGCUAGCCGCCCACCUGGUCAUCUCCCUCCUGUGUUGGCUCCAUCAUCCGGACUGGUUGGGGACUCCUGGACAUCUAGCUCUCUGGUCUCUUUUUUGAUGGACUUGCCGUUAGAACCAGACAGCCCUAGGACUGCUAGUUCCCAACCAGCUCUGAGUCGACCAGAUAGCCUAUGGCCUGAUAGCCUGGAGGCUAGGCUUCCCCCGGAGUUCUCCUUUGAAGGGAGUCGCCUGGCCAUCUUUUCGGGUUCCCGUGGUGGUCAUCGGAGGCGACCAGGUCACCAGCAGCGACCCGUCUGCAACCAGCUUGAUCCCAGGCCAGCUAGCGCUGCUAGCCGCCUGCCUGAUCCCCGGCCCGUUAGCGCUGCUAGCAGCCUGCCGGAUCUCGAGCAGACUCCUGUUCCCUCGUCGGUGCCCCAUACACCGGCCUCCGGAGAGAUCUCUCCUUCAUCGGUCACCUGCCUGGCCUCAGGACGGCCUCCCGAACUGUGUUGCUCCCCUGAUCUGCCGGGCCUCCUGGGUCGUCCCCCGGGACGACCGCCUGAACUGUUUGGUCCCUGUUCUCCCCCUGCCCUGCCUUUGGGCCGCCCACCUGAGGCUUUCUGGUUCCCCUUUGCUCUGCCUUCAGGCCGCCCGCCUGAGGAUUCCCUGUCUGGAGCCCCGGCAAAGUUCUCAGGCCACCCGCCUGAGGUUCCCCCGACUGGUCCCCUUGAUCUGCCCGGCCUGUUGGGUCGUCCUCCGGGACGGCCUCCUGAACUCUGUUUCCCCCCUGGUCUGCCUGGCCUCAUGGGUGGUCCCGCGGGACGCCUACCUGAUCUGUUUUGCCCUCCUGGUCUGCUCGGACGUCAGGGGCCGUCCUUUUGA
Messenger RNA from Micropterus dolomieu (smallmouth bass), 1493 nucleotides. RefSeq names its product proline-rich protein 36-like. Bases 165 to 1493 code for a protein of 442 amino acids. Lineage: Eukaryota; Metazoa; Chordata; Actinopteri; Centrarchiformes; Centrarchidae. The transcript is spliced from 4 exons. The record is from RefSeq and is a predicted model, not a curated record.